UCUCUCUCUCUCUCUCUCUCUCUAAAUUGUUGCUUUGGAAGCGAUUCAAUCUUUUGUUGUUGGAUCGAUUUGGGAAGGGAAGUGAUUAGGGUUUUGUAGCUGUUUGUUUGAUGAUUGUAGAGCAUAUACAAGUUAAAAAAAUGGAGGCACAGUACAUAAGAAGAUACCACAGGCACCAACCCAGGGAGCACCAGUGCACUUCCUCUGUUGUUAAGCAUAUCAAAGCUCCUGUUGAUAUCGUUUGGUCAUUGGUGAGGCGAUUUGAUCAACCACAAAACUACAAGCCCUUUGUUAGUAGGUGUAUCGUGCAAGGGGACCUUAAUAUUGGGAGUGUCAGAGAAGUGAAUGUGAGGUCGGGCCUUCCGGCCACGACCAGCACCGAGAGGCUGGAGCUUCUUGAUGACGAGGAGCACAUCCUUGGCAUCAAGAUUGUUGGUGGUGAUCAUAGGCUAAAGAACUAUUCUUCGAUCAUUACUGUUCAUCCAGAGAUAAUGGACGGUGGGAGACUGUGCACAUUAGUGAUUGAAUCCUUUGUGGUGGAUGUACCUGAUGGUAACACUCAAGAGGAGACAUGCUACUUCGUUAAGGCCUUAAUCAAUUGCAAUCUCAAAUCUUUGGCUGAUAUCUCAGAGAGAAUGGCCACGCAUGGUAAUUGAGUCUGAGUUGGUGGCUUGGGGGAUUGUGCAAGAGUCUGAAGUCCGUUACUAAGCCAUACGAGUGUUUCAAAUCCAGAAGCUUUGGAGAGAUGGGUUAGAGCAGAUCUUCCAUUUCUCUGAGGUUCUGAAAACAGUCUGGUUGUAGCUUUUCCAUUUUCCUGUUUUUUAUUUGCUUGCUUUGGUUUCUUUUUCUUACCAUUGAAGAGACGUUGGGGUUCAUCUCCAUAUAGCCUCAGAAUUCCGGGAAAUGACUGAGGGUUUGCUUACCCUCUACUAUUAUAAUUCCUGGUUCUGAGCACCUUGUUAUGUAAGAUAAUUUGGAGCACCGUGUUUUGUGUAAGAUAGUGUGCUACUACAUUUGUAAAUAUUUGUGCAGAAAUUUCCAUGUCGUAGGUGCAGCUCCUGGUUUGCUGGGAACCUUUGAGUAGCUGUGUUUCCUUUUAGGAACUCUUGUAUAUAUAUGAUGCAACUCUUCCAGGCAUUAUGAGUAAACAGUUGGUGUUGCUUUUAUUUCUUUGCUCCUUAUUCCUAGCUAUGCUUCAACCUUAUAAAUCGUUCUGGUUAUA
Ilex paraguariensis (yerba mate) is the source of this 1222-nucleotide messenger RNA. Lineage: Eukaryota; Viridiplantae; Streptophyta; Magnoliopsida; Aquifoliales; Aquifoliaceae. The record is from the annotation of a GenBank genome assembly.